UGGAUUUAGUUUGUCGUCAAAAAUGUUAAAGUUUUUGGUCGUUUUGUCGGUUUUUGUUGGAAUCAUUUCUUCAGAAAAACCUGGAGAAUGUCCUCCUGCUUUGCCUCCGCCGGCUUGUAUUAUUUCUUCGUUGAAACUUUGUGAGACCGAUGAAGGGUGUUUUGGUCCGAUGAAAUGUUGUAAGAAUGAUUGCGGAGGAGCGAUUUGUUUGCCGGUGUUUCCAAAACCGCCUGUUCCUGUCCCAGAAGAGAAAUCUAAGUGAAUUAUCAAAAAUUUGUAUUUAUUUUUUCAAUAGUGAUCCAAAAUUGAAUCUAAUUCUAUUGCCCAAAUAAAGAUUUUUAAAAGUU
Molecule: messenger RNA, 347 nt
Organism: Tribolium madens (black flour beetle)
Lineage: Eukaryota; Metazoa; Arthropoda; Insecta; Coleoptera; Tenebrionidae
Product: waprin-Thr1-like
Exons: 2
Coding region: 23-262 (79 amino acids)
Cellular component (GO): extracellular region
Molecular function (GO): peptidase inhibitor activity
Source: RefSeq, a predicted model, not a curated record